AAUUUAUUGAGUGCAAAUCCAGUUAUUGAGGGCGGGUGACUAAGGAAAAAACAGCCGAGAAAACUCCAAAGUCCUACCCGGACUAGCCGCGGUCCAUGGUGGCGAGUCGUAUUCGAACCCUACUCAAGAAACCGAGUCCACUCUCUUACCUUCUCCGCACCCUCCGCCAUUCCUCCUCCUCCUCUUCUUACCUUUUUCCGCCCGCCGCCAACCCUAAACCCCGUCAAUUCUUCUCCGACGAUGCGGCGGAAGGCGGGAGCUCCGUCUACCGUCACGCCCUCAAGUUCCAGCGCCCGUCCACCAUCAAGUGGAGAAAAGAGUUGUUCAACUCCGUCAGCUUCAUCGGAACAGUCGACCGUCCUCCCAAGCAAGUUAAGUCCGUCAUUGGAUUCGGUGCUUACACAUUGAUCAACGUCAAAACCUCCCCCGACUCUAACCAGUUUCUCAAGAUUCUCUUGAAGAUGUGGGAUGAGAUGGCCGAAAUAUCCAUCAAGCAUCUGAAACCAGGUGAUUGUGUUUAUGUCUCUGGCCAUUUGCAAUUAUACACUAAAAUUGAUGAGAAUGGAAAGCUCAAUACAUCUUACCAGGUAGCGGUGGAGGAAAUGAAUUAUGUUGUGCAAUGUGGUCAAGGCCUGAACAAUAAGAAAUCCGAACCAUCAGAUUCUGGGGAAGGUGAAACUGGUUUGGAAAAAUACAAGGAACACCUACACUUGUGGCAAGUUUUCUUUACCAAUCCAUCUGGGUGGCUGGAUUACAGAAGACGGAAGUCAAAACCAAAUCAUCCAGAUUUUAAGAACAAAGAUACCGGGGAAGUGCUUUGGAUCAGUCGCUACGAUCCUCCAUGGAUUAAGAGACAACUCCAAAUGUAUGAUACUAGUUGGCAGAACAACGAGGCCUCUGGGAUUACCCGAGUUCACGCUCUAGUUUGUCACCGAUGGUUUAUGAUGACUAGGAAGAAAUUUGCAAUCUUUGAAAAGAAGAACAUUGUGGAUUGGAGCUUUAGUCUGCAAAAUUGCAAUGAACACUGCCCGUUUCUUCUUGUUGAUUCCAAGGCAAAAGUGUUAGGGAUCUUGUUCAGAAGACUAUGAAAGGACUAAAAGUGACAUUAUUGACCGAUCCAGAUACUUUGGGGAACUUUGCUUGUUCCCAUGUGCAAAUACAGUAGCUGUGCAGAUUUUAUUUGAAAGAUGGAACUAUACUAUACUUCAUCACACGGUAUAAUUUGGAUAUCGUAGUAGGGGACGAUGAUUCACCAUUGGUGGUGAUGUACAUGCAAUUUUGUUUUCUUAAUGGGAAGGAAUAUAUAGCGGGAGAGAAAGAUGGGUGAUUUUGCCACCUCUUUUGGUGAAGUUUUACCUUGCAAUACUCUUAUAUCUGUGGUGUGUGCAUUUCCAUUUUUCUUUUUCGGCCUUUGUUUCAGUGACAUUACCCUCUGUCUUGAAUGCUUAUCAAUGCCGCUCCUUUUG
Rhododendron vialii is the source of this 1466-nucleotide messenger RNA. RefSeq names its product protein OSB1, mitochondrial-like. Gene Ontology annotation, molecular function: single-stranded DNA binding. Gene Ontology annotation, biological process: positive regulation of helicase activity; mitochondrial DNA replication. Lineage: Eukaryota; Viridiplantae; Streptophyta; Magnoliopsida; Ericales; Ericaceae. The transcript has 4 exons. The record is from RefSeq and is a predicted model, not a curated record. Gene Ontology annotation, cellular component: mitochondrial nucleoid. Bases 96 to 1088 code for a protein of 330 amino acids.